UUGAUCAGGGGUAUUGCGAUGUAUUUUUGAAGUGUAGAGCCGUUGACGCGGAAGGACCAUUAGCCAGAUUGAAAAAUCUUUUAUUCAAUAAGGAUACAUUGCGUACAGUAGCACAAUGGAUAACCGAAUUCUGGUGGGCGGCAGUGUUAAUGGGAAUAGCUUUCAUUAUUUUCAUGGGCUUGUUCAUCAAGUGUUGCGCUGUUCACACUCCAUCGAGUAAUCCUAAGAAACCACCGGCCAGACGUAUUAGCGACACUCUAAGAAGACCGAUGAAUACUCUGAGAAGAAUGCGACAUCCACACGGAGGUGGAGCAGGUCCCAGAAGUAUACCUCCUAGACAAGGUCAAGGAGGGCACGGUACUAGGGGACCCUCUCACGGUUAUGGAGAGGGUAGAGGUGCUCAGUAUUAUCCGAAAGCUAGUGCGCCACCCAGUAGCAGCGCAGCACCCAACUACGCCCGGUCCAACCAUCCCGAACUGUACGCCGGCGCCUAUUCGGGCUCCGGGGGAGGGGGGAGGGCCUCAGCCUACGAGAUGAGGCAUCACAACAAGGUGUGACGAUCCUAGAGAACUGCAACCAAGAACAAGGGACGGUCUCGACGUUGCACCGUAAAUUGUUCUCUUGUUUAAUGCCAAACUGUGAAAACGAGCCGAUCCACCCGACACACUAUAUAUACAUCUCCUCUCAAGAUCAAGAUCGAUGAAAUCAAUGGAAGGGAUAUCCACUACGACGUAAUCGAAUGAAAUUUGAAAGUAUCGAAGAUCGCCGAUCUACGUUCUCAUUUCAAGUAAACUCGCGCAAAGGGACUACUGGUUCGGAAUUGUAUAAAUUGGUGAAGUGUAUUAUAUAUAUAUGAUCAAUGGUGAUAUAUCGAGACUUCUCGUUUGACGUUGUAUUUUUUUUUUUUUUUUCCUUGUCGGCAAAGCUGAUUUUUUAUCGGCAAAAGUAUAUACGAGGACAUCGACGUUGCGGGGAAAAAACGAAACGAAUGAACAGCGUUGUGAACGUGAUAGAUCGUAAAACUCAAAAAAAAUCGUUAAAAGACUAAAAAUAAUUAUUGUACGAUUUUAUGUAAAGUCUCGUCUUUUUAAAUGUUUCCUGCAAAUUCCUUCGUGUUGCCAAUAAGUAUUUUUCACGAUCAAAAUUGCGAAGCUUUUUUAAAACAAAUCUCUUCUUAAUGCCCACGAAAUUCUUCGAUGUAAACGUCAACCAAAUCGAAUCAAACCGAAUUAUGGAGAUUUAUUUCUUGUGGACAACGCUGGAUUGCGGUAAUAUAUUGAACGCGACGUAUUUUUGUCGUUCGAUAUUAAGAACAUUUAUAUGGCCAAGGUUGCAUAGUAGUGUUUACGCCUCGAUUUCUCGUGAUGAAAUCGAAUUGCGUGUUUUUCGCUUCGGAAAGCGCAUACUUUUAUACUUGGAGACUGUUGGUUAGAAGAGAAAGGGAAGUUCAAAGGGAGGACGGAGACGACAAUAUAUAUUUGGAAUAAGUGUUAGAAUGAUAAUCGUAAUUUUUGAAAAGCUCCCAUUGAACGUACCUUGUGCCUUUUAACUCAUAUACGCAAUUGUUAUGUACGUUAUUCUAU
This is a messenger RNA of Apis florea (little honeybee), 1583 nucleotides long. It is a transcript of the gene kuz, whose product is annotated as zinc-dependent metalloprotease kuz. Gene Ontology annotation, biological process: membrane protein ectodomain proteolysis; Notch signaling pathway. NCBI's taxonomy places the organism in Eukaryota, Metazoa, Arthropoda, Insecta, Hymenoptera, Apidae. The record is from RefSeq and is a predicted model, not a curated record. Gene Ontology annotation, cellular component: plasma membrane. Gene Ontology annotation, molecular function: metalloendopeptidase activity.